This is a messenger RNA of Pectinophora gossypiella (pink bollworm), 955 nucleotides long. RefSeq lists its product as uncharacterized. Lineage: Eukaryota; Metazoa; Arthropoda; Insecta; Lepidoptera; Gelechiidae. The transcript has 2 exons. Gene Ontology annotation, biological process: 2-oxoglutarate metabolic process. The record is from RefSeq and is a predicted model, not a curated record. Bases 141 to 395 code for a protein of 84 amino acids.
CCGUCACCGCCUUUGGUCACCGCAAUUAAAUGUCAUUCUGAUAUUCUGUCCUCAUACCAAUCCGUCAAAUAUUAGGCCAAACUGUUUUAAUUUAGCAAUAUUUUAGUAGAUUGUUUUCAUUCUGUUAUAAUUUCAUUACAAUGGUAUUCGUUACAGCUGUGUUCAGACGUAUCCCUGUAAUAAAAUUCAGGAAAGGAGGCACUGGCGGCCCUGGGGCGUCCGCGGCAGCAUCUGCCCCGUCGCCCGCGGCUGCCUCGGCCGCCGGGGCUGCUCCCCAACAAACUCAGACCAUGAGCACAAGUGCUAUCCCUGACAUAGAUCUUCCACUUCGGUACCAGAGACAACCCAUUUCUGAGGAGGAAAUUGCUCACAUCAAUGGAGGCGGAAUUGUUUAGUGCAUUAUUUUUUACAUUAUUGUAGCAGUAACUAGUAAUGUAGAGCUUUAGAUAACACUAGUAUUAUUUAUUUAGUUCAAAGUGCUUUUUUCUUUAUUUUUCUGAUUUGGGUUAACAUCUCCUUAUUCAUUAUCGCAUUUAAGAACUUUUUUCAUAAUAAUUUGCCUCUGUUUGUAAGUAAGAUUAAUUGCUUAACAAGAAGACAAGAAACCAUAUAUCUUGUUUGCAUAUUACUCAAAUAGUCUUUACAACAAGGCAAAAGAUUAUAUGUGUAUUGAAUUUUUCAAUUUGAUUCAAAUAUUGAUGGAUUGAUCAAAAUAUAAUUUUGCAAGUCAAUCAAUGACAUCUACAAUCAAUUUGAUUUCAAACAUUCAAUAUUAUGCUCUGUAAGGUGAUUUUUGAGUACACAGUACCUACAACUUAUCUUACUCUACUUUUUUUCAUUUUCUCACCACUAAUUAAAUUGUGAAAUAGGUUUAAUCAUACACCACUAAGAGUUGGUCUGUUAAUAAUGUACCUACUGUUGAUAGUUAUGAUUUAAAUUAAAUUUUUAAUAGUUA